Messenger RNA from Labrus bergylta (ballan wrasse), 1343 nucleotides. Lineage: Eukaryota; Metazoa; Chordata; Actinopteri; Labriformes; Labridae. The record is from RefSeq and is a predicted model, not a curated record.
CCUCUGGUUUCAGUUUCGAGCAGGAGGUCCUCGGUGGUCCAGUACCAGUAGCAGGAGGUCCAUCUGUCAUGGAGGGUCUACCUGUUGCUAUUUCUGUUACUGCGGUUCCUAUGAUUCGACCCAUCAUAGGCACGAACACCUACAGACAGGUUCAGCAGACGCUAGAAGCUCGAGCUGCUACUUUUGUUGGUCCACCCCCGACUUUUGUGGGGCCAGUCCCUCCAGUCCGUCCUCCCAUGCUGAGACCGGCCUUUGUGCCCCACAUCCUGCAGAGACCUGGCGGUCCGAGGAUGCCCAUGAUGCGUCCUACCAUGGCCCCUCCCCUCCCCCGGCCCCCUCCGCCUCCUCCCAUGAUGCUCCCUCCCAACCUGCAGCUUCAGACACCUCCAGGAGCUCCUCAGCCCAUCCAGCACAUGGCCCCUCCUGCGCCUGCCCCUCAGGUCAGGGAAAUGGUCCCGAUGGUGUCGGGCCCUCCCAUGAGGCAAGGACCCCCGCCUCCCAUCAAACCCACGCCGUCGAUCAUCCAGGCUGCUCCGACCGUGUACUCUGCCCCUCCUACUCCUGCAGGUCACAAACGGAUCGACGUCCGAGCUCAGAGACAGGCCAGAAUGGAGGAGCUGGCGGCGCGCGUCGCAGAGCAGCAGGCUGCAGUGAUCGCUGCAGGUCUGCUGGACAAGAAGGAGAGCGAGGACAGCGGCAACGUCAUCGGACCCAGCAUGCCCGAGCCUGAACCCCCCCAGCCUGAGCCUGUAGAGAGCGCCACAGAGGACAAGAAGAAAGGAAAGGGGGAGAAGGUGAAGAAGUGCAUCCGGACCGCAGCAGGAACGAGCUGGGAGGACGCCAGUCUGCUGGAGUGGGAAACAGAUGAUUUCCGUAUUUUCUGCGGCGAUCUUGGUAACGAGGUGAACGACGACAUUCUGGCUCGAGCCUUCAGCAGAUAUCCGUCUUUCCUCAAAGCGAAGGUGGUGAGAGACAAACGAACAGGAAAGACAAAAGGUUACGGCUUCGUCAGCUUCAAGGAUCCAAACGAUUACGUCCGAGCCAUGAGGGAGAUGAACGGGAAAUACGUCGGCAGUCGACCCAUCAAGCUGAGGAAGAGCAUGUGGAAGGACCGAAACAUGGAGGUGGUCCGCAAGAAACAGAAAGAGAAGAAGAAGCUGGGCCUCAGAUAGUGUGUGUGUGUCUAUGAGUGUGUAUGUGUGUAUUGCCCCCCAGUGGACAGACUGCAGCACUGCAGGAGAGCAGGACUGUUAUUUUAAUCUGUCCAAUCAGGAGACGUUCUGGAGUUGUAUAGAGUUGAAAUAUUUCUUCAUUCAAUAAAUUCAUCAUUUCUAAGUCGUUGA